Molecule: messenger RNA, 5169 nt
Organism: Saccharomycodes ludwigii
Lineage: Eukaryota; Fungi; Ascomycota; Saccharomycetes; Saccharomycodales; Saccharomycodaceae
Gene: URB1
Product: Urb1p
Exons: 1
Coding region: 1-5169 (1722 amino acids)
Biological process (GO): maturation of 5.8S rRNA from tricistronic rRNA transcript (SSU-rRNA, 5.8S rRNA, LSU-rRNA); maturation of LSU-rRNA from tricistronic rRNA transcript (SSU-rRNA, 5.8S rRNA, LSU-rRNA)
Cellular component (GO): nucleolus
Source: RefSeq, a predicted model, not a curated record
AUGAGUGAAACCAAAAGUAUAGAAGAUGAUAUUCCAUUUUCUAAUCCUAAUAAAAGGAAAUGGAAACAGAAAAUAUCCAAUUCUUCGUCUACAUCUUUCCUAUCUUUGGGUGAUGAACAAUUAAAGUCGUUAGAAAGUAUUUUGAAAAGUAUCCGUGUUACCAAUAAAAGUGAUUCAUCAAUUGGAAAUGAUUUUACUCCAUUAAUUGAGUUUUGUUCUAAAAAGUUACAUACACAACUUGUACAAUCAUGGUCUUAUUAUGCAACUAUUAACGAUCACAAGAAAGUUAUUGACCAUUUAAAUAAAUUAAAUAAAUUACUAGAAAUUUUAAACCUUCAUCCUGCUUUAUUCAUAUAUGGUGAACAACUCAUUCAAUUAAUAUUAACAGAGUAUAUGAAGAAUUUAUACAGAGGUAUUAACAAUAUGAGAGCGUCAUUAACAAACCCAUGCUUAAACUUGUUGAAAAAUAUUGUUACUUUCCAAGAUGGUAAAUUUGUUGAUGAUUUUUUAUCUCAUUUUGAUUUUUCAUUGCCCACUUUACCAAAAAUUUUGACACCCUCAAAAAAUGAACUUUCUGAUUCUUCAGUAAUUAAAGAGAAACAAUAUAAAUUCACUUUAAGAUAUAAUUUUAUUUUAUUUUGGAUUUCUUUGUUAGAUAAUUCUCCACCUUUGCUAAGAAAAGAUAUCUUGAUAGAUAAUUCAAAAAUAAUGAGUGUUUGGUUUAAAUACAUGGCUAAAGUUGAUAAUGAUCAAUUGAUUAUAUCUACAAUAGAUUUACUUAUUGAAAAAAUUUUAAAGGAAAAGCUGUUUAAAAAAUCCACAAAGUGCAAAAUUUUAAACGAAUAUACAGUAUCCAAGUUACAACCAUUUUUUUAUUCUACAAAUAAUGAGAUUGUUAAAAAAAUUACUAGCUUUUAUGACAUUUAUGCAACCAAUGAAAGGUUUGGUGUUGCAUUCAAUGACAACAAAGUUUGGUUUUCAAAUACUUUAUCCUCAACAGGUUCAAGGGCCCAAUUAGGGGCCUCAUUAGAAAUCAAUGGGAAAACUUUUAAACUUUAUAACAAGAUUUUGUAUUCUAUGUUGUGCAGUUUUAAACCGUGGGAAGAUGACAAUCAAUGUAACUUAGUCAUCAAUAUUUUGCUUUAUGUUCCAGAAUUGGUGGCUCCAUACACGAAUCAUUUAAUCUCUCAAUGUGGUGUUCAUGCUCCAAAAAUGACGUCCUUUUGGUUUGGUAUGACUCUACUUUUGGGGAAAAUCAUAUCUUUGCCCAUACCAGAUAAAGUUAAAAAUGUGGAGACUGAAUUGCUACCCAAUGCAGAUAUAGUGCUGGAUAAUAUCAUGCCUUUAUCCUUAACAAAGGGUUCCUUAACCAGAUGUUUACAAAAUGAGAUUCCCUUAAUUAAACAGUUGGGUACACAAUUAAUCGUGUUUGUUUUACAGAAAUUAACAAAAGUGGUGGAAUUAUUUGACAAGAAAAAUUGGAGCAUGCAUAAAUCACAGAUUUUAAAUUCGAUAUAUACAAGGUUACCUGAAUUAUCAGUCAUUGUAUCCAGUCUUGCUGACUCGUAUUCAAAAUAUAAAAAAAACAAGAUAUUGUUACUUUCAUAUACCGUCACUCUAAAAUAUUAUAGUAAGUUAUUCCCAACAUUCUUUAAUAUCACUUUGCCAAACGAUAAAAAUCCAUUCAAUGAUUUAAUGAACGAAGACGGAAAUUUGAAAGGAAUCGAAGUUGCUAUUUUGGAUAAUUAUUUAGAAUUCCAGAGAUUGAACGAUUCUACAAGAUGGUGGAACACUAUUGCUAAAAGUGGGAGAACUCCGUUUUCUAUUUUUCUAAAAUUAAGCUCGUACACUAAUACAAGCGAUAAGAUAUCUUUUAAAAUCUCAAAUUUGCUUGACAAUUUAAUUCAAGAUACGCAAUUGUUUGAUUACGAGAGAUUGUUGGCUUCUCCAAUAGCAGCUUUAACAAAUAGUUUGAAAUUAGUUUUUAAUGCAAAGGAUACAGAGCAAUGGCCCAAGUUGUGGAAAUUAAUUGAUGAAUCUGUAUCCAGAUGUGUUAAAACACCGUUUAAAUAUAUCGAUUUAUCAAAUGAUUAUAAACGUAUUUCCCCCUUUAUACUCGCUCUUAUGGAACAAUGGGAGUUUGUUGACAAGUCCACUAACUAUGACAUUAUUUGUAAAUGGCUUUGCAUUUUUUUCAGAAAUUUAACUUUUAUUGGCGAAUCAAAAGAGGGCAUUUUAGAACUCGUCAGAAACCGUACAGAUAUUGACGAAAAUUUGGUUAACUUGUAUCUAUCUUCAUCUGAGGAAAGUAUUAACAAAUUAUACGAAUUAGAUGAAUACUUUGUGAAUUUGGGGACAUCCUUUUAUAAUUACGUUAGUAUUUUACCUUUGAAAAGAAUUUCUUCUCUACCGACCAGAUUCCCAGUUAACAUGUUGGAUGUUGCUGCCAUAUUUGUCAGAAUUGAAAAUAUUGCAACAAAUGAAAAGCUGUUUAUUAACGAGAAAGGAAUUGCUUCGGCAAUUGACAUGCUAUUUGAAAAAAUUGGUGGCUACGCGUUAACAGAUGAAUGUUGUAAAAAAGAAAUAGUAGCCCCAAAAUUUUACAACAAGUUUUGUUUGACAAAAGAUAGUGUUGAAAAUGGAAAUAGCUUGGAUAAGAAGGCAUAUAUUACUUGCGAUUUAGUUGAAGUUUUCCAACAAUUAGAUACGUAUUCUACAGAGUUUAACACUAUUUUAUGUGGGUUAUUCGAAAAUUACGUUACAUUAUCUCAAAAUAAAUAUGCUGGUAAAAUCUUUCAAUUGAGUUUGGGAUAUUUACCAUCUGAGCUAAUAUCAACGGAGAUUUUGCCAAAAUAUAUGGAAGUUUUAAAUCCCGAUGACUUAUUUAUUGCGUUAAGUAAAUUGAGUAAGGAUAACGUGCCCAUUUCUCAUGCUUUGUUUAUUAAAGUCAUACCAAUAUCCAGUUUGUCUGUGGUUUUGUGUGAUUUUAUUAGGUGGAAUUUGGUAAAAAAUAUUGUUGUUGCAGAUGCACUAAGUUUAGCUUUGAAUUUUGAUAAUGAACCUAUCGUCAAAGAAUGUUUAAAAAAUAUAGAUUAUGCUGGAUUAUUGAAUACGUUGCAAGCUCAAAUUAAGAAUGAGUCUAUUCGUAUAUUUUUUGCUAGCAAUAUUCCCAAAAAAUAUUCCGCCAGACCAGGAGUGAAAGAGUUUUUAAGUGAUACUGUUUUGGAAUCAUUGGAAUCAUUCCGGAACAAUCAAUUUGUCGAUUUCAACAGUUUAUUGAUGCUAUUCACCAACAAUUUUGAAGUUUUAACUGAUACAGCCAAGGGUGAUAUUUUGAAAUACAUAUUAAAUGACUGUAAAGACAAAUAUUCAAGCCAAACCGUUAAAUUUGUUCUAUUAAUUAACGAUUUCCAUAAUAAAGAUAUUAUUAUUUGGAUUCAUAAAACAAUGUUAUUUGUAAACAAACACAUUUCCUUUUUGUCCGAUAUUAGAUUAAUUACCAUUGAAUUAAAUGAUUUGUUGGUCUCUUUGGAAGAUCUUUUGUGUGUACAAAACGUUUGGGAACUAGUUCCUGCUGCAGUGCUAAAUUCCCAAUUGGAAAUAUUUUUAACGAAAAAUUUUGGAGAAAGGGAAUCAGUUGUUAGAUAUAUAUUAAAGUUGAUUACAACUGCCCCAUCCAAUUUGUUUGACGGAAGCAAAUUAUUGCAAAUUUUUGUUAAUAAUGUGUCAAAUCCGUUAUUGAAGCCAUUUAAUUAUUUGCCAAAAAUACGUUUUUACAACGCGCUGAUCCUUAAAGGCUUAUUUUUUAAAGAUGUUGCCAAAAAUUCAAGUUUAACAGUGCAAAAAUCGAUUUUAAGUUUUUAUCAAGGUACUUGCUCUUUGGAGGAUAGAAUACUUUAUGAGAUAUUAGAAGAAAUUGAAUCUAAAAGUUCGAUUAUAUGGACAAAAAAUAUUUAUUCCUGGGAAUUCUUGGACUCUUUAUCAGAUGAAGAACUAGAAUUAAUCGGGUCUGUUAGAUUGAUUACCUCACAAGCGGAGGGCUACAUUAUUUCGUUAAGUAAAAGCGUUGUUGAAAAAAGCAUUAAGAAUUAUAUUCCAACAUUACCCCAAGUUCCUACUUUAAAUGACUUGAAUUCGUGGGACAAAUUGGAAUCAUACUAUGAUGAAAUUAAUAUUUUGAAUGGUUCUUCAAAUAUGCUCUCUGAAAUAUAUGAUCCCAAAUUUAUUAUGUUGCUCAUUUUGAACAAUAGAGAAUUGGUUAAAAAAAUCGAGGCGGAUGAUGGUGAUGUUUUUUACAAGUUUGAGAUCAAAAGGCUUUUAAACUCGGGCUUAUUUUUUUUCAUUUUGCUAUCUCUUUGCAGCCAUUGUGCCGAGACUUGUAAAAUUGCUUCUAUUAUGGUUCAGCAGAUGCUCUUUAGUAUGGAAAAGCACAGCAGUAAUAUUAAAGAAGAACAUAUCUUUAAGCUUCUUUUGACCAAAAUUAACUAUACUUUUUUCAAAAAUAAAAAUAAAAGUAGUGCUGAAAUUAUAUGUCCAUUAUUCUGGUUUGCUAUUUGUCGGAUAGCUAGGUCCCUAUUGGAACCCAAGUCUUUUAUGUAUGAAAUUGCUUUCCGUUGGGUAUUAAAUGCUCCAUUGAUUAGGAGUCACGAUUUCCCAUUAUUAUUAGAGCUGAAAAACUAUAAGGUUGGAAAUACUCGUAAUUAUGAAAAUUAUUUUAAAUUUUUGUCAUGGUUUUUAGAUACUUUAUACAAUGGUAUCAAGACUACAGAGGAUAUCGAUUUUAUUAAAAGAAACAAUUUGUUUGAAUGGUUGUUAAAUUUACAAAAUAAUCCAUAUUUGAACAAUAGAAUGAACUUUAUUAUAAAUUCUAUUAUAUGUAGAAUUCAACAAACAGAUGAUAAUAGUAUUAUGGUCACUAGAAAUGCUGCUAUUUCACAACUAGAAUCUAGUCAAUACAUCACUUUGCUUGAAAAAAGGGGAAAAUGGCAAGAGUUACACAAUGGUCGGAAAAGUGUAAAGAAUUAUACAAAUUAUUUAAAUUUAAAACAAGAUGCUAUUACCAAUAAGGAGCUUGCUUAUGGUUACAGUGUAUUAUUGAGUUCUACCAAAAGACUAAGAGAAUGGUCUAAUGAUGAUGCAGAAAAUUUGAUUAAAAGAAUAUGUUUAUAA